AACAACGCGUCUUUUCAUUGGUUGCAACACAUGGUCCAAAUACUGUGCACGUUUUCAAGACUACGAUCAUAUCAUAUCAUUUAAACAAGUUUUAUCUCACAGAAUAAACAUGAACUUCAAAGAAGCGUGUGCGAAAUUAUUGGACCAGAACAGGAAAAUCGCGCUUUUUGCCGCAGGCACAUCUGUGGCAUUGCUUGGACUCGCGAUUGGGUAUCGAUACACGCGUAAAGAGAAGAAGUUAAUAAAAGUUGGAGUUAUUUCUCAGCUGUUGGUUCAUCCGAUGAAAUCUGGGAAAGCUGUGUCGGUGGACACAGCUGAAUGUCUGCGAAUGGGACUGAAAUAUGGCGAACUGCAGGAUCGCCACUGGCUGAUCAUAACGGAGGAAGGACACAUGGUGUCAGCCAGACAACAGCCUCGAGUGGUGCUGGUAUCUUUGACCUGUAAAGGUGGGCAACUGUGUCUCAAUGGACCUCAGAUGGAGGAGUUGAAAGUUCCCCUUCAGCAGCCAAAUAAUAAGGUUUUGGACUGCAGAGUGUUUAGUGUGGACGUCCAGGGGAGAGACUGCGGGGAUGAAGUGUCUGAAUGGCUAACCCGAUACUUGGCAUCAGACAAGACUUUUCGACUGGUUCAUUUUGAACCCCAUCUAAAAGCUCAGAGGCCUUCAGAGAAAGAGCCUCUUUUUCCCAAGGAUGAAAAGGUGGCUUAUCCCGAUGCUGCUCCUAUCAUGCUGAUGUCCGAGGCUUCAGUUAGGGACCUAAAUAGCAGGUUGGAUCGUGAUGUUACUGUCGCUCAAUUUCGUCCCAGCAUUGUGGUCAGUGACUGUGAGGCGUUUACUGAGGACACAUGGGAUCAUAUUCAGAUCGGCCAGGUAGAGAUGAAGAGAGUCAUUGGCUGUGGAAGAUGCAUUUUAACCACUGUUGACCCAGAGACCGGAGUCAUCACUCGUAAAGAGCCACUAAACACGCUGAAAACCUAUCGACUGACUGAUCCUAAACAGAAAACUUCACCAAUACUGGGACAGUAUUACACAGUCAAGAAAACGGGUGUUCUUCAUGUUGGUCAGCCGGUUUAUAAGAUUACCUAUUGAAACCAGGAUUGAAUGCAGAACUACAUAAUAAAAGAUGGUGAAUAAUUUAUGUGCAAACACAUCAUAAUUUACAUGCAGACUUCAUUACUGACAUGAUUUUUAUUAAAUAUAAAGAAAAAUGAUUAGGGAUGCACGAUAUAUCGGCCGACAUAUCGUUAUCGGCAGAUAACUGCUUAUUUUUAAUAUUAUCGGUUAUCGGUCUGAUAGCAAAAUUAGGCCGAUAAAUGAAAGCCGAUAAAUGAUGGAUUAUUUUGGUUUGUUGAACCACUUCACUUGCUCAUUGCUGGCCAUGUGAAGUUUUGAUUGGUGCUUUCUGUUACAUAGCACGAAGAUGACACGUGUUGCGGGCUUAAGAAUAUAAAGAGUUAUCGGUAUCGGCCAAAAUUUCCAUAUCAGUGCAUCCCUAAAAAUGAUACAUUUAGCCAUAGAUUAUUGGAGUUUAAUAGAUCAACUAUCCUAGGGAUUCCACAUUCCAUGGUGAUUAAUUUACUUUAUACAGAUAAUACCUAAUAGUUAAAGGGGACAUACCAUGAAAAUCAGACUUUUUCCAUAAGUGCUAUAAUCGGGUUCCCAGUGCUUCUACCAACCCAGAAAACAUGAAAAAUAGCAACCCUGUAACUUUGUUUUGGUAAGGCUCUCUCUGCAAGCAUGUGAAUAAAUAGGUCAUGCGGAUUUCGCUCCCCGCAUGACGUAGCUAAGGGAUCUUAUUAUAAUAAUACCGCCCCUUCAACUGCGCUAUCCAACCAUGAACGGCCUCACGAGUGCGAUAGACAGAGAAAAAGAAUGACUGACAGCACGACGCGUUUGUAUUCCAUCAAACACAAACAGGAGCCUACAAUCUUAUAACUUGUAGUUUUAAUAAUCUUUCUAAAUAUUGAAUUAACGUUCUAAAGGAUUAACGUUACCUUAGUGCAAGAGAGAGAGAGAGCGUGUGAGCGAACGAACGAGAGAGAGAGCAACGCGACGGUUCGCUUUCAAGCAAGUUAUGUUGUUUAAUAUGUUUCUCUGAAGUUUAUAUGAAUGAACACGAGGAUUAAUGCACUGCACAAAACAGAGUGAGUGAACAACGCAUAUUCACUAUCAUACACAAUAAGUAAAUAUGUUGUUUAAUGUUUCUCUGAAGUUUCAAAUGAAUGAGGAGUUACAAAAUAGAUGAGAGACUGACAGAAACGCGAAUGUGUGCAAUAUGUGUACACAAUAAACUUAAACAUGUCAUUUGAUCUGUUUCUCUAAAGUUUAAGCAUUAAACGUGUUGUUUUAUUACAGAUCAUUUAAAUGUGCUCGUGUGGUUUGGUCAAAAAGUAAACUUCUGAGUGUUUGUGGAAGUGUAAUUUAUUGUAACAUGCUGAAAAUCAUUGUGCCUGUUUAAAAGCAGCAUGAGAGCUAAAAGUCUUUAUUUUUAUAGACGGGUUGCACGGCGACGUCACUAACUGGUUGCGCGCGCAACCGAGAGGCAGAAAGAAGAGACGUGCAUUGUGUUGUAUGCUAGUAGCGGUGUCUGUAAGUUAAAAUGCCAAGGAAUUGUUGCGUGGAAAAUAGUACGAACAGAGUCAGUGCUGGGUGCCUGAUGUUAACAUACCAGUAGAUGCGACUAUUACGUUACUAGCAUUAUAAUUAUAACAUUAUAAUUCAUACAUGUAUCACAGUAACACUGCAAAAAUAAAGACAGAAAAACAGAUCCAACUAAAAUCAAGUCUUAUUUAUAUACAAACAAUAAAGAACGCUUCAAUAAUUAAGGUUGUUGCAGUAGCGGAUCAGCUCACCAAUCGGGCUUUCUGCCUCCUGGAUGCGCGCGCAUCCUGCAAUGUUUGUAAACUUGCAACCCCUCUAUUCUACAAUGUUUCCCAUCUGCUGAUAAACAUGUAUUUAGUAUGCACAAAACAGAUAAUUGACUUUUUAAACAUGUUCAAAUAUAUAAUGCUUAAAAUUGCUCACUAACUUCUUUCGUGAGAGAAUCUCCCUCGAUGCUCUGUCUACAGCGCCAGCGCUUGAGACUCCGCCCACCUGAGCAGCCCGUUUGGAUUUAAAGGGAUAAACACAAAAACGGUGCAUUUUUGCUCAGCCCCAUAAAGUGCCUAUUUUAACAUGCCACAAUAAAUUACCUAUACGGUAUUUUGAGCUAAAACUUCACAUAUGUACUCAAGGGACAUCAAAGAUUUAUUUAAUUUCUUAAAAACGUCUUCUGGAAUGUCCCCUUUAAUACAUAACAUUUCACAUUUAUGAAGCGAGAAUCUCAAAUUUAUGAGCCUAAAUCAAAUCAGUAUCUUUCAGUAUUAAUAUUCAAGGCAUAGUUCACCCAAAAAUAUACAUUUUUCUUACUUGAACACAAAUAAAUAUUUUGAUAAAUGAUGGUAAGCACACACCUGAUUGUAACCAUUGACUUCCAUAGUAGAAAUAAAAAAAUGAUGGAAUUCAAUGGGUGCUAUGAACUGUGUGCUUACCAUCAUUUAUCAAAAAAUCUUCUUCAUUUAUUACAAUGCUUCCAAAAUAUUUUUUUCCCUACUAUGGGAGUCGAUGGUGACAAUCAGCUGUGUGCUUACCAAUAUUUAUCAAAAUAUCUUCUUUUGUGUUCAUCAAAAUAAAACAAAUUCAUACAUAUAGGUUUAGAACAACAUGAGGGGGAGUAAAUUAUGAGAUAAUUUUUGGGUGAACUAUCCCUUUAAGUGUUUUGGGCAUUCCACAAAUUUCCAGUGUAGUUGUAAAAUUAUGCUACUAAGACAUUGUAACCAUUUUUGUAUGUUUAUACUCCGUAUUGCAUAUUGGCAUCUGUGUAAUUUCAUGUUGCAACAUCUGGAUUUCAAUACAGUUUCUGUUGAAAGGACUUCGGUGACAUAAACAGUUGGGUCCUUUGUUUUAUCUUUUAUACUAUUAGUACAUCUAAAACCCCUAGAUUAGAAAUAUGGUAAACACCUACUAUAAGCAUGCCAUCUUAGAUAAGUAAAAUCAACUUGAGUGUUAACAGAAACAUAUUUUUACAUCACACAACAAGUUUGAAAGACAGUGAGAACCAACUUCAAACGAAUUGACCUCUAAAACAAAGCAUUUUUUUAUGUAGUUUAAGAUAAUCGUAUCACUUAAAAUUACGGUGCUAUUGUUGUAAUAAAAUUUGACACUAUUUUCAUUUUUUUGAAAAUAUUUUCAUAGUUGAGAUGACAAACAUCAUGAAGUUAUUAAAAAAACAUUAUAAUCAGGCAUUGAAUAGUGUACUGUACCAAUUUAAAAGAUCUCAGCCAUUGGAAUCACUUUGGGGUAUUAGGUUAGUGUUAUGACUAGGUAUAUUAUUCUUUACUCAUUUGUUUAUGAUGCCAACACACUAAAUGCAAAACUGUGCAAGCUCUUUGAAAACAUCCAGUAGAUGGAGCCAUUUCAAUAACUUGAAUGCACUUUAAAAAUGGAUGUAAUAAGAAACAACACAAUUAUGCAUUGUCCCAAACUAGACACAUCUCUCUGUUUUUAUUGAAACAACACAUUUUGUGUUACUUUGAACACAACCUGUGUUGUCACUUUUAUUUUUUAAAACACAAAAUUAACACAAAAUGACACUGUGUUAAAUAGCAUUACGCACAAAAAAAAAUGAACACAUACGUUUUUAGAGUGUUUAUUUUUAAGGUUAUACAUCCUUAUUUAAGGAAGCAAAACAUUUCCCCUUAGCAUUCCUUCAUGUGCAUUGCAGUUAGAGGCUGUCUGUGUUGACAGACCAAUGAGUCUUCAACUAGCACCUAUAGCUGUCUAAGGUAUAUUUAAAGGGAUAGUUCCCCAAAAAACGAAAAUUCUGUCAUCAUUUACUCACCCUCAUGUUGUUCUAAACUUGUAUGAGUUUCUUUAUUCUGUUGAGCACAAAAGGGAUAUACUUUGGUGUACCAUAUUUUUUUACGAUAUAAGGGUGCAGUCAACUGUGUGAAUUACCAUCAUUUAUAAAAA
This is a messenger RNA of Misgurnus anguillicaudatus (oriental weatherfish), 5008 nucleotides long. Its product is annotated as mitochondrial amidoxime-reducing component 1. Gene Ontology annotation, cellular component: mitochondrial inner membrane. Gene Ontology annotation, biological process: nitrate metabolic process. Lineage: Eukaryota; Metazoa; Chordata; Actinopteri; Cypriniformes; Cobitidae. The record is from RefSeq and is a predicted model, not a curated record. Gene Ontology annotation, molecular function: molybdopterin cofactor binding; nitrate reductase activity; pyridoxal phosphate binding.